Molecule: messenger RNA, 3552 nt
Organism: Gallus gallus (chicken)
Lineage: Eukaryota; Metazoa; Chordata; Aves; Galliformes; Phasianidae
Gene: TLR2A
Product: toll-like receptor 2 family member A
Exons: 4
Coding region: 601-2982 (793 amino acids)
Biological process (GO): immune response; inflammatory response; toll-like receptor signaling pathway
Cellular component (GO): membrane
Molecular function (GO): protein binding; transmembrane signaling receptor activity; triacyl lipopeptide binding
Source: RefSeq, a predicted model, not a curated record
GGGGCAGUCUGAAAGGCUGGCUGCAGAGUAUGCAGCCACUUGCACAAUGUUACUGCACUCUGCCAGGGUGGCAAGGCGAGGACACUGCAGAAGAAAAAUUAGGGGAAUCUGUGCUUCUGCUCUUCAGCUGUGCCUGCACAUUUGAGGAUUCAGCUACUGCCAGUUUUGAAGAUGAAUACAUGAAGCACUGUGAAGCACAUUAAAGCACAGGUACCAGUGGUGCAUGCCAAAACUCUGCUCCCAGACCUGUGAUCCGAUGCCAAGCCUCCUGCUUCCAGUUACACAAGCCUUCCACCUCUUGCUCCAGAGGCUGCGAGCACAGGUUCGACCAUCUCCAGGGGGUCAGGAGGGUGCUGCAGGCUCAGCCCUGCUGCUGCUGGCAACCAUGCAUACAGCUCACCGGCACUGAUUUAACAAAAAAGGCAGUAGUUGUUGGAUUGAGUAUCAGCUUGUUCAGCCUUUACGAUAAAGAAAGUAAAUUGCUUUCAGAGUAUUUAAAAGGGUGUGCCAGGAGUGGACUCAGCUUUGCUCUUUAGAAGCCCUGAGGCUCUGGGAGACGCCAGGAUCUCUUCAGCAAAGUCUGCCACACGCUACACCAAAAUGUUCAACCAAAGUAAACAGAAACCAACAAUGAAGCUGAUGUGGCAAGCAUGGCUGAUCUACACAGCCUUGGCUGCGCACCUCCCUGAAGAACAAGCCCUGAGACAGGCCUGUCUUUCAUGCGAUGCCACUCAGUCAUGCAACUGCUCUUUCAUGGGUUUGGACUUCAUUCCCCCGGGGCUCACAGGCAAAAUCACGGUGUUAAACCUGGCCCACAACAGGAUAAAGCUGAUCCGAACACAUGAUCUGCAAAAGGCUGUGAACCUGAGAACCCUGCUGCUGCAGUCCAACCAAAUCAGCUCCAUAGACGAGGACUCGUUUGGCUCUCAGGGGAAACUGGAGCUCUUGGACUUGUCAAAUAAUAGCCUGGCUCACUUGUCCCCAGUGUGGUUUGGGCCCCUUUUUUCGCUCCAACACCUUCGCAUUCAAGGCAAUUCCUACAGCGACCUGGGGGAAAGUUCCCCCUUUUCCAGCCUGAGAAACUUGAGCUCCCUCCACCUGGGCAACCCACAGUUCUCCAUCAUCAGGCAAGGAAACUUUGAGGGCAUUGUGUUUCUCAACACGCUGAGGAUCGACGGUGACAAUCUCAGUCAGUAUGAGCCUGGAAGUCUGAAAUCGAUCAGGAAGAUAAAUCACAUGAUCAUAAGCAUAAGAAGGAUUGACGUAUUCUCAGCAGUCAUCAGGGACCUUCUGCACUCUGCCAUUUGGUUAGAAGUUAGAGAGAUCAAAUUAGAUAUUGAAAAUGAAAAACUGGUUCAGAACUCUACUCUUCCUUUGACGAUACAGAAACUUACAUUUACCGGUGCUUCAUUCACAGAUAAAUAUAUUAGCCAAAUAGCAGUGCUAUUGAAGGAAAUUAGAUCUUUGAGAGAGUUAGAAGCAAUAGAUUGUGUGCUUGAGGGGAAAGGAGCAUGGGAUAUGACAGAAAUUGCAAGAAGUAAGCAAAGUUCUAUUGAAACACUAUCAAUAACAAAUAUGACUAUUCUGGAUUUUUAUUUGUUCUUUGACCUGGAAGGUAUAGAGACACAGGUAGGUAAGCUGAAAAGACUCAGCAUUGCAAGCUCUAAAGUCUUCAUGGUACCAUGCAGACUAGCAAGAUAUUUUUCAUCACUUUUAUAUCUUGAUUUCCAUGAUAAUUUGCUUGUAAAUAAUCGCUUAGGAGAGACAAUCUGUGAAGAUGCAUGGCCUUCUUUACAAACUCUAAAUCUAAGUAAAAAUUCUCUGAAAUCCCUAAAACAGGCUGCAAGAUAUAUAAGUAAUCUACACAAACUGAUUAAUCUUGACAUUAGUGAAAACAAUUUUGGUGAGAUUCCAGACAUGUGUGAAUGGCCUGAAAACCUGAAAUAUCUGAAUCUCUCCAGCACUCAAAUUCCCAAAUUAACAACUUGCAUUCCCUCAACUCUUGAAGUGCUGGACGUUAGUGCUAACAACCUGCAGGAUUUUGGACUGCAACUGCCAUUUCUCAAGGAGCUGUACCUGACAAAAAACCAUCUGAAGACCUUGCCUGAAGCCACAGACAUUCCUAACUUAGUGGCCAUGUCGAUCAGCAGAAACAAGCUCAACAGCUUCUCCAAGGAAGAGUUUGAGUCCUUCAAGCAAAUGGAGCUGCUGGAUGCCAGCGCCAAUAACUUUAUCUGCUCCUGUGAAUUCCUCUCCUUCAUUCACCAUGAGGCAGGGAUAGCCCAGGUGCUUGUGGGGUGGCCAGAAAGCUACAUCUGUGACUCUCCGCUGACAGUGCGAGGGGCACAGGUUGGGAGUGUGCAGCUGUCACUGAUGGAGUGCCACCGGUCCCUCCUAGUGUCCUUGAUCUGCACCCUGGUGUUCCUGUUCAUCCUCAUCCUGGUGGUCGUUGGGUACAAGUACCAUGCAGUCUGGUACAUGAGAAUGACCUGGGCAUGGCUCCAAGCCAAGCGGAAGCCCAAGCGAGCCCCCACGAAAGACAUCUGCUACGACGCUUUUGUCUCCUACAGUGAGAACGACUCCAACUGGGUGGAAAACAUCAUGGUGCAGCAGCUGGAGCAGGCAUGUCCCCCCUUUAGGCUGUGCCUCCAUAAGCGGGACUUUGUGCCUGGGAAGUGGAUUGUGGACAACAUCAUUGACUCCAUUGAGAAGAGCCACAAGACGCUCUUUGUGCUAUCAGAGCACUUUGUGCAGAGCGAGUGGUGCAAGUAUGAGCUGGAUUUCUCGCACUUUCGCCUUUUUGACGAGAACAACGAUGUGGCGAUCCUCAUCCUGCUGGAGCCCAUUCAGAGCCAGGCGAUCCCCAAGAGGUUCUGCAAACUGCGGAAGAUAAUGAACACCAAGACCUACCUGGAGUGGCCUCCUGAUGAAGAGCAACAGCAGAUGUUUUGGGAAAACUUGAAAGCAGCCUUGAAGUCAUAGGACAGGUUAGGAGCUCGUUUCAGUAUAUUUCCAGAAAGUAUAUUUAUAUAUAUUUACAGAUACAUAAGAUAAUGGAUAUAUACAUGUGUAUAUGAGUUUCGCAUGUUUAGUGAGUCUUGUGGCAACCUGAAGUCGUCUCUGGAAGGAUAAAGUUAUAUGUGACUUUUUCUAAGUUUGUGUUGCUGGAGCAUAAGCGCAGAGGAAUGUAAAUGAAUGUGUCAGUGUAUUUCCACAAUGGUCAGUGUUUUUAACUGCUAAGAAAUUUAACUUUUUAAGUUUUUUAUGCCUGAUGAGAACUGGCUUUCCUGUGAAUAGAUAAAACCGUCAUGUUACUAAAUGAAAAAGAACAACUUCAGGCUUUUUGGUAAUUUGAUGUUCUGAUCUUUCAAAAUCCUUGCCAGUAGCAGUGGUAUUUGGGAGUCAUGCUGGACUUUAGAUACUUUUCUAAAUAAAUUAGCUGAUCUUCUUAGUGUUUUUCUGUAGUCUUUCCUGCUGUCAUCAUAUCACUGAUUAAUUCCUAACAAUUCCAUUGUAAUUGACAUUCAAUAAUAAAAGCCAAAUGCUUCAAUA